This is a messenger RNA of Mucor mucedo, 717 nucleotides long. RefSeq names its product PQ loop repeat-domain-containing protein. The record is from RefSeq and is a predicted model, not a curated record. Gene Ontology annotation, biological process: L-cystine transport. Gene Ontology annotation, molecular function: L-cystine transmembrane transporter activity. NCBI's taxonomy places the organism in Eukaryota, Fungi, Mucoromycota, Mucoromycetes, Mucorales, Mucoraceae. The coding region runs from base 1 to 717 and encodes 238 amino acids. The transcript is spliced from 8 exons. Gene Ontology annotation, cellular component: fungal-type vacuole; vacuolar membrane.
AUGGCUAUUCAAUUGACCUCAUGGGAAAUUUUGUCAGACAUUAUUGGCUGGUCUUACUUUUUCGUUUGGUCCAUAAGCUUCUACCCGCAAGUUUACUUAAAUUUGAAAAGAAAAAGUGUCAAGGGUUUAUCCAUAGAUUUUUUGUUUUAUAAUGUGCUAGGAUUUUUUUGUUACUCGAUUUAUAACUUGUCAUUUUAUUUUAAUAAAGAGAUUCGGGAUGAAUAUCAGCAGAGACAUCCACAUAGUGACAAUAACCUUGUUCGUAUGAAUGAUGUUGUAUUUGCUAUACACGGGUUUAUCAUCUCGCUAUUUGUUCUAUUGCAAAGUUGCGUCUACAAGAAACACGAAACACAGCAAAUUUCGUCAUUUGCUGCAUCAUUUGUAUGGUUGACUGUCAUGGGCUCAGUAUUAGUGAUAUCGACAAUACAUUAUGGUGGUGCCAUAUGGCUCGAUUUCAUGUACUACCUGAGUUCUGUAAAGUUGAUUGUUAGUUUUAUCAAAUAUUUGCCUCAAGUUUGGAUAAACUAUAAACGUCACUCCACUCAAGGUUGGAGUAUUCAGUAUAUUAUUUGGGAUUUAUCAGGUGGUGUUUUAUCCAUCAUUCAAUUACUUUUGGAUGCAUACAUUGAUGGCGAUUGGUCUGGCAUCGAAGGCGUAAGGUUUUUUUAUUUGUUUGAUAAUCUUAUAAUCACUAACUUUUUGUUUUGUUUAGGAUAA